CAGCAAAGACCUUGUUAUAGUUUUAAAAAUAAUUCACGUGCGUCCGCUCGACAUGGGAUGCAGUCUUCUUCAGACGGGAAUCAGAGCAGCUCGCCUCUGUUUUACAUACAAACUGUAUGACCGAAGCUUUCGACCCAUUAAUAUAAUAGCAUAAACAUUAAACAACUGAGUGUAUACCAAGUGAAGUGACGGAACGAGUGGAUGUUACAGUUGAUGAAACCUAACAUGCGCAAGUGAAAUAUUAGUAGCAAAUAUGGAUUACAAUGCAGAAAUAUUACCGGCUACUGUCCUACACUGGAACUAUAGAGGUUUUACUGAGCUACCUUUACACCAAUUGAAAGGCGAAGAAGCAGAUGUAACAGACAUAUAUUUGAAGGAGAAUCUCUUGACUCGUUUGCCAAAUAACAUCGGAGUUUUGGAGCAUUUAGAGAGCCUUUACGUAAGCGGUAAUGAUAUAACUGAACUGCCGAGGGAAAUAUCUAAGUUGCGAUGUCUCAAGUGCCUUGAUAUUAGUGGGAACAGGUUGAGGAGUAUUCCUGAAGAGAUCGGCGAAGUGAGAAGUUUGAAGUUUCUGAUAUUAGAUGAGAAUGAGCUGACGGAGCUCCCGCUAAGGAUUGCGGAGCUGAGACGCCUGCGGUAUCUAUCGGUUUGUGAUAACAGAAUACAAUGGCUUCAACAACGUCCCGUGUACAACUAUCAUCACUGCGAACUCAGAUUCUGGAGGAACACAAACUUGAAGACGUUACCAUAUUCGCUGUGGUACCACAUGUUUAGAGAUCAACAAACAAGAUGUCUCAAUAUUGGGUGCUUAAAUGCUACAGACAGCCAUAAUACAAGAACAGGAAGUCACCAAUGUAAAUUAAAAAUAAACCAAGGAUCCAAAGACUUAGAAGUAAACAUAAGAUUCCCUCCACAGUACAAUAACGUCUUGAACACGACAAGAUUCACUCCCGCCAGUCUAUAUGAAAUUUGCAGGAGACAGUUUUACAUAAUGUUGAAUGAGGCUGUAAAGAAACUCAACCCACAAACCUACAGUUUUUACUCCGAACACGUCAGAGAAAAUCUUUACAAUGAACAUAAUAAUAAUAUAACUGAUCUACAAGAUAACUUUCAAGGAUUCAACAUUGAUAGCAGAGGUAAUAAAGAAAAUUCAGAUGAGAACGGUAAUAAUUAUAAAUCUGUCGUAAAAGAGGGUAACAAGAAAGCUAGCAAAACUUACUACGUACCAGCUGAUAUAUUGAAGGAGUAUUUUAAUUUCUUACCAAAUUUCGUCAAAAGAGAUUUAAGUAAUGGACCAAUUUCAAGAUGUGAAAACUUGAAUUGUAAAAAGCCUGUUUUUGAUGACGUUUUCUACGAAUUUUGUCUCGGUGACAUCAUUCUCAUUGACAAAGUUGAAGAGGUCCUACUCAGCGCCACAUUCUGCUCAAAAUCAUGUGCGGAUUUCUGGAAAAGAGGAAGGACAACAAUUCCUUGGACGCUACUAUAAACAGAAUUAAGAAUAAGAAUUUUGUAAUUUAUAGCAUCAGUAAUAAGAUAAAAUAUUUUAUUAAG
Messenger RNA from Trichoplusia ni (cabbage looper), 1551 nucleotides. Its product is annotated as plant intracellular Ras-group-related LRR protein 4-like. NCBI's taxonomy places the organism in Eukaryota, Metazoa, Arthropoda, Insecta, Lepidoptera, Noctuidae. Bases 254 to 1486 code for a protein of 410 amino acids. The record is from RefSeq and is a predicted model, not a curated record. Gene Ontology annotation, molecular function: protein binding. The transcript is spliced from 4 exons.